This is a messenger RNA of Asparagus officinalis (garden asparagus), 1535 nucleotides long. Its product is annotated as ALA-interacting subunit 1-like. Gene Ontology annotation, cellular component: Golgi apparatus; plasma membrane; endoplasmic reticulum. The record is from RefSeq and is a predicted model, not a curated record. The transcript has 7 exons. Bases 261 to 1307 code for a protein of 348 amino acids. Lineage: Eukaryota; Viridiplantae; Streptophyta; Magnoliopsida; Asparagales; Asparagaceae.
GUCCUAUUUUCCGCCCUAUUUCUUCUCCUCGAAUACUUGCCAAAGUUGAAAAAAGCUCUUUCCAUUCUCUCUCCUCCCUUUCUCAUUCUUCAAUCAAACCCUGGAAGAAGAGAAAGGGAGAGAGAAAAAAACCUACGUUUUCUACAAGAAAAGGAGAAAUUUUCAUAAACGAGAGAUGUAGAAGAAAGAGGAAUCAUAGGUUUUGGAAUUAUUUAGUUUUUAAUAGAGAUCGAAGCUUUUUGUGGUUUUCUGAAGGGAAAAUGAACAAUUCAGCUGGAUUGAACUCGGGAGCAGGGGAAAUGACCGUCAUGAGGAAGAACAAGAGGCCCAAAUAUUCAAAGUUUACUCAACAAGAGCUUCCAGCUUGCAAGCCAAUUCUUACUCCGCAAUGGGUGAUUUCAGUGUUUGCAAUCAUUGGCACUAUCUUUAUCCCCAUUGGCAUCAUCUCACUGAUUGCUUCCAAUGAUGUUGUGGAAAUUGUUUAUCGAUAUGAGGAACAGUGCUUACCAAGCAGUGCUACUGAUAGAGCUUCUAAGUUGGCCUAUAUACAGGAUCCAACAAGUAACAAAGAUUGCAGCAGAAUCUUCCAAGUGCCAAAGGAUAUGAAUAGACCUAUUCAUGUGUACUAUCAGCUUGAUAACUUCUACCAAAAUCACAGGAGGUAUGUGAAGAGCCGAAAUGAUGUGCAAUUGCGUGAUGCUCGGAAAGCUAAUACGACAAGUGGUUGUGUUCCUGAGGAGACCACUGCAAAUGGGUCUCCAAUUGUUCCUUGUGGUCUCAUCGCUUGGAGUUUAUUCAAUGACACCUAUAGCUUCACUCGUGGGAAUGAACAAUUAGAAGUGAACAAGAAAGACAUUUCCUGGAAGAGUGACAGGGAUCACAAAUUUGGAAAAGAUGUCUAUCCCAAGAACUUCCAAAAUGGGGCUUUAAUAGGCGGUGGAAAACUUGAUCCUAGCAAGUCUUUAAAUGAACAAGAAGAUCUUAUUGUAUGGAUGCGAACUGCAGCACUUCCAACAUUUAGGAAGUUGUAUGGGAGGAUAGAGACAAAUCUCAAAGAAAAUGACACCAUAGCUGUCUAUCUUCAAAAUAAUUACAAUACCUAUACUUUUGGGGGUAAGAAGAAGGUGGUUCUUUCAACGACAACAUGGAUAGGUGGAAAGAACGACUUCCUCGGCAUUGCUUAUCUUAGUGUUGGUGGACUUUGUUUUUUUCUGGCUCUAUCCUUUACCAUGAUAUAUUUGCUAUACCCAAGGCAACUUGGGGAUCCAUCAUAUUUGUCAUGGAACAGAAAUCCAGGAGGGCACUAAAUUGUUAUUAUCGCCUUCAUCGGAAGCAUUUUGUAGAAACCAAACAUGUUCCAAUGUCUGUAGUAUAGUUAAGUUAAAAAAGAAAAACCCAUGCAUUUAUUUUUCUUUCAUGCGUCUUAUUCUACCUUUGAAGCCUUACUGUUUGGUUACUCACGUAUGAUUUGCUUUUGUUUGAAACUUUGUGGUAUCUGUCUUUAUUAUAAAAAUAAAAGCUGUUGGUCAAGAGAA